CCUGGCCGCAAUCACCAAUAAAUUUUGCACCGCGACUAGUGAGCGAUCGUCUUCAUUUUAGCCGAAGAAAUUUGAUCCGAUUUGAGCGUGCUACAGUUGCCGUGUGUGCUCCAGGCAAGCGAUGGGUCUCUCGCACAGUAUUUCCGUCCCCGGUGGCGGUACCGAGGGCUACCACGUCCUGCGGGUUCAGGAUCAUUCCCCCGGUCAGAUGGCCGGGCUGGAGGCGUUCUUUGAUUUCAUCCUGGCGAUUGGGAACACCCGACUCGAUCAGGACAACGAUACGCUGAAGGAGCUGCUGAAGGCAAAUAUUGACAAGGAGAUCCAGAUGACGAUUUUCAGCAGCAAAACGCAGAACAUCCGAGUGGUGAACAUUACGCCGAGUACGACCUGGGGAGGACAAGGGCUUCUGGGGGUGAGCAUACGGUUCUGUUCGUUCGAGGGUGCCAAUGAGAAUGUUUGGCACAUUCUGGAGGUGCACCCGUCGUCGCCGGCAGAAGAGGCUGGUUUGAUCCCGUUCACGGAUUACAUUAUCGGAGCGGAUUCUAUCCUGCACGAGAGCGAGGAUUUGUUCACGCUGAUUGAGUCGCACAAGGGAAGACCAUUGAAGAUGUACGUGUACAAUAUCGAUCGGGAUGCCUGCCGGGAGGUGACCAUCACUCCGAACAACAAAUGGGGUGGCGAGGGGAGCUUAGGAUGUGGAAUCGGUUAUGGAUAUCUGCACAGAAUUCCGAUCCGGGUGCUGCCAGCGGAUGCAAAAAUGGCCCCACCCACAGGAGCAGCCCUGAGCCAAAGUAUGACUUCGGUGCCGACGUCUGUUCCAGCUUCGGAUCCCAAUGCGGCCAACCGACCUAUUCCGUUCAUUCCGAUGGUGCCCCCACUGGCGAACACAUUUGCCUCGACGGCUGGAACGGUGCAUACGGAUUUGCUGACUGUCUCGCAGACCGGAACCGUAGAUAGUACCACCACGGCGCUGGCCAACCAAUUCUCAACCAUGAGCACAGCCGAUCAGGCCAAUAACAAUCCCCCGAGUCAGAUGGCUCUGAGCGUUAACAAUAAUGUGACGCCGGCAACGUCAGCAGCGGUCAGUUCGCCGCCGAUUACCAUCACCGAUUCAUACUAUACACCACCGGCCGGAACUCUGGCAUCGUCUGCCGCUAGCAAUGUUCCACCAUCUCCCGGAAUGGAUGUUGCUGCUACCAUGUCAUCCGCAUCGACCACUAUUCCGAUGUACUCGCCCCCUGCUCAGCAACACCAAGCUUUCUCGGUGCCCAGCAGCCAACAGCAGCAAACCAUGGUCAACCUUUCCUACGCUCAACCAACCAAUCAAACUAACGUCGUCUCGUCCACUAUGACCGUACCGACGGUCAAUCCCGGUGUCUUCGCCUCCAACGUACCACCACCGUCGACUCUGGCCAGCGAUUUCUACCAAACCUAUGGAAAUGCUCCGCCGGCAAUGUCCGCCGCUGCUACUUCCCUGGCCAGCGCUUUCCAACCGGCCAGCUUGUCGUACCCCUCGAUGCCAGCGACGGACUUCGGCGUCCAGUCGUCGCAGUAUCAACCGCAGACGUACGCCGCCGGCCAGGCACCGGCCCCGAUCCAAAUGUAUUCGACCUUCCCGCAGCAAGGCACCACCGCCAUCGAUAUGGCGCAAUCCGUGCCCCUGUUCCAGCCGAGCGCCGUCACGACGCCCAUCUCCCUACCGGGCAUGCCGCCCAUCACGGUGAACGCCACGAUUCCUCCGGAAGCCCUGCGGGGACUGCAGUUUGGCAACAGUCCGGCAGCACCGCCGCCCACCUCGACCCAGACUUCCCAAUAAACAUGGAUGGAAGAAGCAGACAAACGAGCUAAUCGAGAAGUAAUCCGUAAGAGUUUGUACAUAAUUUGCGAGGCCUCCGAGGUCUGUUCUGUGGAGUUUCGCCGCAAACCGUGAGUAACAUUCUAGGUUCUAUCGUGGUUUUAUAGCUGAUUCAAGAACAAAAAUUGUUCCACAGUAAUAAAGCCGUAAUAAAUGCUUAACUGUUACUACUGGAUGAUUUUAUCGUCUCAGAUUUUAUCAUCCAAUAGUGACAUUUCAGAUUUUAUAACGGUCGUUAUGAUCAGAAUUUACGUUGUUGAAGCCUAAAAAAUCUGGGAACGUUGUUUGGGAUGUCAACUUGCUAUAAAAUUGUUUUGCAGUAAAACAGUUAAGUAAUGCAUCAUUAUUGAGAGAGAAAGGGAUAACCAGGUUCACCUGGUUAACCACACAAUUUAACGUCACUAUUAUUUUCAAAGAAGCUUUUUAAUAUAAAAUUUUACUAUUUAGUGCAAUUAGUUGUAUGAGAAAGUAUCCCGGGGGAUUUUUUUUUCGAGAUGUCUAUGGACCGACUAUGACUUUGAUGAUACAAGUUGAUAAGCUAAAACUAAUGAUAACGUGCAUGCAAGGAGUGAUAAAUUAUUAACGAUAUGAAUAAGUUGUAGCAGGCAUUUUUUCUAUGUUAUCUAGUAUAAAUCAGUAUCGGAAUAAAGAAUCAAUCAAAAUGCAA
Molecule: messenger RNA, 2522 nt
Organism: Aedes albopictus (Asian tiger mosquito)
Lineage: Eukaryota; Metazoa; Arthropoda; Insecta; Diptera; Culicidae
Gene: Grasp65
Product: Golgi reassembly-stacking protein 2
Exons: 4
Coding region: 122-1816 (564 amino acids)
Biological process (GO): Golgi organization
Cellular component (GO): Golgi apparatus
Molecular function (GO): protein binding
Source: RefSeq, a predicted model, not a curated record